Molecule: messenger RNA, 1234 nt
Organism: Xylona heveae TC161
Lineage: Eukaryota; Fungi; Ascomycota; Xylonomycetes; Xylonales; Xylonaceae
Product: tyrosine/serine protein phosphatase-like protein
Exons: 5
Coding region: 154-1047 (297 amino acids)
Biological process (GO): dephosphorylation
Molecular function (GO): phosphoprotein phosphatase activity
Source: RefSeq, a predicted model, not a curated record
GAUUUAGCAUAACGCGGCCAACACUUUCACGAACUUCAUCUGGUCCCCUACGAAAGGCAUCUCCAGGCUCGCUGCGUCUUGGGGUGGAGCGGCUCUCAUCAGCGCCUUUUACUUCCUACACAUUCCCUGUUCUCGCCGUAUCCCACCCCCACCAUGUCCCAGGCGACACUAGACGGCAUUCUGAAUUUCCGCGACGUCGGGAAAACCGUGAAUCAGAAAUCCGGAUCUGCCUUUGUCAACGAAGGCUUGUUUUUCCGCAGUGCUCGUCCAGACGAUGCCUCUCCUGCCUCUCGAGAUGAAUUAGUGAAUAAAUACGGGAUUUCAAGCAUUAUAGAUCUAAGAACAAAGUCGGAACAUAUAAGACAAGCGCAGAAACGCGCGGCUACGGUCAAGGCCUCUGCCGCCUUGGCCCCAUCGGACGCAGCCGCCGCGGAAACAGUCGAGAUUCCCGGGAUUCGUUACCACCUGAUCAAUCUCAAUGGCAGAGGGUUCGAACGGAAUCUGCUUUGGCAGAUGUCUUGGGGAGGCAUGAGCAAACUUCUCACCCUGAUGCUAUUCGGAUACCGCAUUGAGGCUAUUGGUGUGCUUGGGCGAGAAGUGAUGCAGCAUCGCGGACUGAUUGGGCUGGGAUGCGACUCGAUCGACUACUGCCAGGCGGAGAUUAGUCAAGUCUUUGACGUUCUUGCGGAUCGGUCGAAUUAUCCACUCAUUGUGCAUUGCACGCAGGGAAAGGACCGUACGGGGUUGAUCAUUGCGCUGACACUUUUCCUCUUGGGAGUACCUAUUGAUGCGGUCAGCCAUGAUUACGUCCUUUCAGAGUCGGAAUUGCUUCCAGAGAGGGAAGAACGUUUGGUCGAGAUCCAUGAGAUUGGCCUGACUGAUGACUUUGCGGACUGUCCGCCUGACUGGGCGGAGAAGAUUCAUACGUACAUCGAUGACAAGUAUGGCAGCGUUGAGACGUAUCUGAAGGAUCAUGUGGGCGUCACUGAAGAGAAGUUGCAAAGUAUUAGAGAGAUCUUGGGUAUUAAGAGCGAGAACACUGCAUAACAGAAGGUAGGUUAUAAAUGAUAGAGCCAGCGUCAUAUGUGUAUAACCAGGGCUGCUAGGGGGCAUUAGAGGAGACACUCGCGGCCCAUACAGCUGGCAUGAUACCAUAGAACACGCAUCUGUUUUGAAUCAUGUAGAUAGAUAUUCCUAAUGAUAAUAGAGAGUUUGAUUGUAUCUAGAGCAAUAG